Marchantia polymorpha subsp. ruderalis is the source of this 2535-nucleotide messenger RNA. The record is from the annotation of a GenBank genome assembly. NCBI's taxonomy places the organism in Eukaryota, Viridiplantae, Streptophyta, Marchantiopsida, Marchantiales, Marchantiaceae.
GGGAGGCCAAAUGAGGAGCUGGCGGGCGAAGGAGACAAGGACGACGAAAUCUUCGGGAAUUUGGGCAGAGUAGACGAGCAGAUCCGAAGAUUGGCUGAUUCGAGACCACCACUGCCUGUACGUAUGCGACUUCCGUGCUGUCUACUGCUCCGGCGGGCACCUUUCCUCCUUCAUCUGCCGAGUACGAAUCGAAGAGUUUCAGGCCUCAGCUCAUCCAGUCGAUAACUGGAGUCUGUUGCCUUACGGUAACUUCCUUCAUCGCCUAUCAUAGAGAACUGAAGGAGGACUUGUAACCAUGGUUUUGGGAAACGGUACAGCAACUUUAGUGACUGGUGCAGGCAAUGGCAUUGGACGAGGUCUAUCCUUGAGUCUAGCCAGUAAGGGUGCGACAGUGACGGUGGUCGAGUAUUCUGAGGCUGAUGGUCUAGAGACCGUUCGCCUGAUUGAAGUGGAACACGCCAAGCUUCUGAAAAAGCCGCGGGCACCGUCUGCUAUCUUCAUCAAAUGCGAUGUCACCGUUCCAGAGCAACUUUUUAGAGCAUUUGAGCUACAUGAGCAAACAUAUGGACGGCUCGACGUUUGUGUAAACAAUGCCGGAAUCGGGGAAGAUCAAAACUUCGAUGCUGACCUGUCUAGCGAUGGGAAGGGGAAAUGGCGCAGAACUAUGGAUGUGAACUUGUCUGCUGUUAUCGAUGGAACACGACUUGCAGUACAAACGAUGAGAAGGACUAAGCAACCAGGAGUCAUCAUAAAUGUGGCAUCGGCUGCGGGACUUUAUCCUUCCAUUGCGAUGCCCAUAUAUAGCGCAUCUAAAGCGGGAGUUGUUAUGUUUUCAAGAUCAUUGGGAGGCCUCAAACGGGAGGGCAUUCGUGUCAACGCUCUUUGUCCGGAGUUUGUUGAUACUGCUCUGGCGAAACUAGUUAAUCCUCGUGUAAUUACAAAUCUUGGGGGUUACUUGCCGAUGGACGCCAUAUUGAAGGGUGCUUUGCAACUUAUUGAAGAUGAAAGUAAGGCUGGAGACACCCUUUGGUUGACUGUCCGGAGAGGAGCCGAGUACUGGCCGACACCAGAAGAAAAAGCCAAAUACGAACUCCCUCGCUCACGACGUAUCGUCCGGCCACUUUCAAAACCCAUCCCUCCCGCAAUACCAGACGAGUACAAAAAAGUGAUUAUUCACAAGUUGAGCAGUGACUUCAGAACAGCAAGCAAAAUUGUGACGGUGCCUUUAGAACUACCGUUGAAGCCUGGCCAUGUGCUGGUCAAGAAUUUGUAUGCAGGGGUAAAUGCCAGUGACGUCAAUUUCAGUUCAGGACGAUAUUUCGGAGGAAAGGCAAAGUUACCCUUUGAUGCAGGAUUUGAGGCUGUUGGUGUUGUUGCAAGUUUAGGUGAAGGAGUGGACAGCAAUAUUUUGGUGCCGGGAUCACCAGUUGCAACCCUGACUUAUGGAGGAUUCUCGGAGUUUUGCCAGGUUCCCUUCAAAAACGUCAUACCGAUGCCUGUAGCAGUUCCCGAAUUAGUUGCUCUUCUCACCUCGGGACUCACAGCUUCCUUAGCUUUAGAGCAGGCUGGAAGAAUCAAGUCUGGAGAGACCGUCCUAGUGACUGCUGCGGCUGGAGGAACAGGCCAAUUCGCCGUACAGCUUGCAAAAUUAGCAGGAAACACAGUGAUAGCCACGUGCGGUGGAGAAGAAAAAGCGAAGUUUCUGAGGAGUCUUGGUGUUGACCGAGUCAUAGACUACAAGAAAGAAAGCAUAAAAGCGGUUCUGAAGAAGGAAUUCCCCAAUGGAAUAGAUCUGAUUUAUGAGUCGGUGGGAGGAGAAAUGUUUACAACGUGCUUAAAUGCUCUUGCCCGAAGGGGUCGUCUCAUAGUCAUUGGAAUGAUAUCCCAGUAUCAAGGAGAGAACGGGUGGCAACCAGGGAACUAUCCAGGUCUCGCGGAGAAAAUUUUGGCCAAAUCGCAGUCCGUGGUGGGGUUCUUCCUGAAUGACUACACACGAAUGUGGCGAGACCACGCAGCUCGGUUGACAAAACUCUACCUUGAUAAGAAACUCAAGGUGACUGUUGAUUCGAAGCUCUUCGCAGGAGUGGAGGCAAUAGCUGAUGCAGUUGAGCACCUACAUUCGGGACAGAGUUUAGGAAAGGUGGUCGUUCGUUUGGCACCAGAAACAACAAACCAUGCGCAAGCACGCUUGUAAGCCUCGACUCUGUAAUUGUAUUAGGCAAAUAAAUUCCUGGUUUUGGAUUCCUGAAGCCCUGUGCUCGGAAGUCUGGAGACCAUAAGACUGAUUCCUAUCGCAGGAACAGUUUAGUGUAUAAUUUAAACAUUCUUCUUAUUGAGAGCUAAAUCUGAUCAAAAGCAUUUAGAUUUAUGCAUGUAGAUUUGAGUGGUCUUGACUUGGAAACUCCUCUUUUUAGUUGAAACUUUAAUUUUACAGAUUCGUAUUAAAACCGAACACAUUUAUCUCACAUGAAAGUGAUGGUUGAGGAUGUUAUUGGAAAACCAUUUCGAGAAUCAGAGAAUCUUGCACAAUAUGUG